AUGACUCGAUCGUGUCUUUUGUUUAACUGCCCCUCUUGGUUGCGUGGUUCCGCUCUCUUUAUGCCCCUCCUCCCUCGCUCUUUCCUCCUGCCCAAGUCGCGAUUUCUGUUUUCUUCCAUAUCAGUCAUCUCCGUCAGGCCCAUGUCGUCUCGUCAACAGCCGCCAUGGCGGCAACCUCCCUCUCGGACGGGAGUAGAGCUUCCGCCGUUGCAGAUGUGGAACUCGCUCACCAAGUCUAAGACGCCCUUUGUUCCGAUCGACCCAGCUGGAAAGAAGGUGACUUGGUACGCGUGCGGACCGACUGUCUACGACGAUGCGCACUUGGGACAUGCUCGAAACUAUGUCAGCACCGAUAUCAUUCGUCGCAUUAUGCGCGACUACUUCAAGUUCGAUGUCAAUUUUGUUAUGAACAUUACAGAUGUUGACGACAAGAUCAUUCUGCGCGCCAGACAACAAUACCUGUUCAACGAAUACGUCGCCGCGAACCCCGCAAUUACCCCAGAGGUCUUGGACACGGCCAAGAAGGCCUACACAGCAUACCUUAAGAAGAACCUGACGUCGCUCGACCCCGAACUGCCCCCCGCGCAAUACCAGAAGGAGGUCGAGAAGGCAUAUGCGACUGUGCUGAGCGGCGGUGCUCUACCAGGCAAUGAGAAGGCCGGUGAUGAUGAGGCCAAGGUCAAGAUGCACAUCAAGACUGCGGCAUCGGCUGCCCUAGUCUUGAGCAAGGCAGAGGGUAGCACUGCUGGCGACCCAGCGGUUUUUGCGGAAUCUUUCUACACCAGUGCGCAGGAUGUCCUUCUGCCAUACCUGGAUGCCCUUAGGGGUUCCUCAAUUGACGCCGAUGACCACAGCAUCUUCACUAAGUUGACCAAGAAGUACGAGGACCGAUUCAUGAAGGACAUGCGCGAUCUGAAUGUCCUCGAUCCGGAUGAGCUGACCCGCGUGACGGAGUAUGGUGCUGAGAUUGCCGAUUUCGUGGAGCGUAUCGUCAAGAACAAGUAUGGUUACGCCACUGAGGAUGGCUCCGUUUACUUCGAUAUCAGUGCUUUCGAGGCCGCAGGCCACGCCUACGCCCGCCUGGAGCCCUGGAGCCGAUCCGAUAACAAGUUGGCCGCUGAGGGUGAGGGCUCUUUGAUUACCAAAACCACAGAGAAGCGCAGCCCUUCUGACUUCGCUCUCUGGAAGUCCUCAAAGCCCGGCGAGCCCAGCUGGAGCAGCGCCUGGGGUAAGGGUCGUCCUGGAUGGCACAUUGAGUGCUCAGCCAUGGCCUCGGCUCGCCUGGGCAAGCAGAUGGAUAUUCACUCUGGUGGUAUUGAUCUUGCCUUCCCGCAUCACGAUAACGAGUUGGCCCAGAGUGAGGCGUACUGGGACGAUGGCCACCAGCAUGAGCAGUGGGUUAACUACUUCUUGCACAUGGGCCACCUGUCAAUUCAAGGCUCAAAGAUGUCCAAGUCGCUGAAGAACUUCACUACCAUCCGGGAAGCCCUCGACCGGAAAGACUGGACGCCGCGCAGUCUGCGUAUUGUCUUCCUUCUGGGUGGCUGGAAGGAGGGUUGCGAGAUUACCGAUGAGCUGGUUAGCGCUGGUAGCUCCUGGGAGGACAAGGUGAACAACUUCUUCCUCAAGAUGAAGGAUGCGGCUGCUCUUCAGGGCUCAGCCACCGAUACUACUUUCGGUGCUGAUCUCGAGGCUGCCAAGACGGCUGUGCACAAGUAUCUCUGCGAUUCGUUCAACACACCCGGCGUCAUGCAAACUAUUUCGGAGAUCAUUACGAAGUACAACAGCGCGGAUAAAGCUACCCUGAACCCUAAGGAUGUUGAGGCUGCUGCCCGCUGGGUGACCUCGCUUGUCAACACGCUCGGCUUGAACGGGGCCACGCCUGCCGACAGCACUGAGAUCGGUUGGUCAGGUAUUGAUGUGCCUGAGGAGGCCAAGCCUUUCCUGUACCCCCUUUCCACCAUGCGCGACACUCUCCGUCAAGCGGCUCGCUCCAAGGAGGGCAUCUCAUCGGAGCAAAUUGAAGAAGCAGUCAAGGAAACUUCGCCUUCUGAUGUUUCCGAGUCAGCCAAGCCUUACGCCGAGGUCCUGUCCAACUUCCGCACCAAGGUCUCAUCUUUGAAGUCCUCCGACUCGGCCGGCAAAGAUAUUCUCGCCCUCUGCGAUCGUGUUCGGGAUAUUGACUUGUUCGACCUGGGUAUCUAUCUCGAGGACCGCGACAACCUCCCCGCUCUUGUCCGUCUCGUCACCCGUGACAUGAUCCAAGCUCGGGAAGAGAAGGAAGCUCGUGCCAAACAGAAGCUUCUGGAGAAGCAGAAGCGGGAGCAGGAAGCUUUGAAGCAAUUGGAGAAGGGCAAGUUGAGCCACCUCGAGAUGUUCCGGACCAACGAGUACAGCGCUUGGGACGACGAAGGCCUGCCUACGCGUGAUGCUGCUGGUGAGGAGAUCACCAAGAGCCGCACCAAGAAGCUCCGUAAGGACUGGGAGCGCCAGAAGAAGGCGCACGAGGCUUGGUUGGCCAGCCAAGCUAAAUAGCCCACCACGCCGCACCCAAAAAGCCUUCCAUUAUUCUUUUUUAAUUUUCGCAGUUAUCUCGGGUGGUUCUUCGGACAUGCAUCGCGGGGCGUUUAUUUUGGUCUAUAGUUAGUCACAAGUACAUCUAUAAGCUUGUAUCUGUUUAACGCA
Messenger RNA from Penicillium subrubescens, 2685 nucleotides. Its product is annotated as cysteine--tRNA ligase. Gene Ontology annotation, cellular component: cytoplasm. Gene Ontology annotation, molecular function: ATP binding; cysteine-tRNA ligase activity. NCBI's taxonomy places the organism in Eukaryota, Fungi, Ascomycota, Eurotiomycetes, Eurotiales, Aspergillaceae. The transcript has 2 exons. Bases 1 to 2535 code for a protein of 844 amino acids. The record is from RefSeq and is a predicted model, not a curated record. Gene Ontology annotation, biological process: cysteinyl-tRNA aminoacylation.